This is a messenger RNA of Cucurbita pepo subsp. pepo (vegetable marrow), 2678 nucleotides long. The record is from RefSeq and is a predicted model, not a curated record. Lineage: Eukaryota; Viridiplantae; Streptophyta; Magnoliopsida; Cucurbitales; Cucurbitaceae.
AACCACUCGUUUUCUUUUCAGGAAUUUCAGUGUUUAGGGAUUUCGUUCAUUUCGCCAACCCUUUUGCACUGCUCGGAGCUCAAAACAGGACAGCAUUUCGCACCGGAAUUUCCAUUGAAGGUGGUGGUCGUCGUCGACCUAGAAUCUCAUAAUAUUCCUGCAACUUUUUUCCAUGUUAGUUGCAGGAAUGUCUGCUCCAUUGACUCCAUCAAAGAGAUCACGUGAUCGGAACAUUGUCAAGUCCAAUGGGAAAGGAAAGUGGCAGAAGACAUCAGGGUCUCGUUCGCAUAAGCAAUCCUUCAAAUUGUCUCCUGGCUAUGCUAUCUUUCGUGUUCUCUUUCCUGUUUCCAGAAUUGACAGCCUUGUUGGUGGAGAUGGAGAUGUUUUAUCUAAAAUUAGUGAAGAAACAGGCGUAGAAAUCAGAGUAGAAGACACUAUCCCUGGAUGUGAUGAGAGAAUUGUAGUAAUUGGAGGCUCUAAUCAAGAAACUGAAGUGAACCCCGAGGAGAAGAAUAAGGAAGACAACAAAAAUUCUGAAGUCGAGGAGAAUGAGGGUGAUAAUGCCGAGUGGACAAAGAAGGAAGACAAAGUUUCUCUUCCUGGGGAAGAAUCUAAACAAAAGGAGGUUCCAUAUUUGCAAUUGCGAAAAGCCCUCUUUCUUGUUUCUGAGAAGAUAUUUGAUGAAGAACCGGAGGCAGAUGGGGCAGAUGUUGAAGGUGAUAAGCUGUCUACAUUUGUUUUAAGAUUGCUUGUUCUUUCUAGUCAAGUUGGGUGCCUAUUGGGAAAGGGUGGCAGUGUAAUCAAACAAAUGUCAUCUGAUAGUGGAGCGCAAAUUAGAAUUCUUCCCAGGGAUAAACUUCCUCCGUGCGCAACUUCCAGUGAUGAGCUAGUCCAGAUUAGCGGAGGAAAUGAUGUGGUAAAGAGAGCUCUUGAACUUGUUUUUCAGCAGCUAAUUGAAAAUUCACCCCAUGAUAAGGAUCCUGUCACCUCAAGCAUGACUGCACAGUCAUCACAUUCAUCUGGACAGUCUCGUUCUUGGGCUCAUGAUUAUCCUCUGGGUAGUAGUUCUCUUAAUGCUCAUGCAGGCCCUUACUCUGUGCCUCGUGAAGUUGGCAACUUUCAUUCCAGUACACCGUCUCUUGCUCCUAAUAAACAGUAUGAAACCAGCAUUCCUGGUCGAAUCAAACCUUCUCAAGAAAUUUUAAGUUUUCGUUUAUUAUGCCCAUCUGAGAGAGUUGGAAAUGUGAUUGGAAAAGGAGGAGUAGUAGUAAAGGCUCUUCAGCAAGAGACAGGCUGUGACAUCAAAGUUAUUGAAAGUGCCUUGGACCCAGACGAUCGCAUUAUACUUGUAACUGGUCCUGCGAAUCCAGAUGACAGAAUAUCACCUGUACAAGAUGCUGUUUUUCGCGUUCAGGCCAGGAUUGUCAAGGCUGUACCAGACAGCAAGGAGCAGAACUUGGUGGCUAGGUUUCUUGUUUACUCCAAUCAAAUUGGUUGUCUUCUUGGGAAAGGUGGCUCCAUCAUAGCUGAAAUGAGAAAGUCGACUGGUGCAUAUAUUCGUAUUUUAGGAAAGGAGCAGGUCCCAAAGUGUGUUGGUGAAGAUGAAGAAAUGGUCCAGAUAAAUGGAGAUCCUGAAACAGUUCAAGAUGCUAUGUUGCAGAUAACUACUCGGCUGAGGCAGCAUUUUUUCCGCGAUGCAUUUCCAUCAGUUAAUAAUCAUCCAAAUCCUGCAUUUGUUGAUAGACUUCCUUCAUUUCCUUCGUAUUUUGGAAGGAGGGAAUUGUCACCACCAGGAAUCUAUUCAAAUUUAGGACCCUCAUUUCACAAGUUUGAUGCUCUUAGUGGCAUUCCUUCACUUAGUGAUUUGCGAGAUGAUCGACCUGCUUUUCUUCAUAGGCCAGGUGCUCCUCUGUUAUCUGAUAGAAAACCAUGGAGCUCUCAGGGACUAGUUGAAGGUGGUGUUGGCUUGCCAGACUUUACAGGAGCCCAUCAUAGGAGAAUCGCUGGAUUUGGAGGAGUAAAUAAUCCAGCUAUUAUUACGAGCACCACUGUUGAAGUAGCUGUUCCUCGAGACCUUGUCCCCGUUAUUUGUGGAGAGAAUGGUGAAUGUUUGAAACAGAUUCGUCAGAUUUCUGAUGCAAAAAUUACGAUUACUGAGCCAAAGCAAGGAGCUGUUGAAACUGUGAUUAUCAUUUCUGGAACACCCGAGCAAACCCAUGCGGCUCAGAGUCUUAUUCAAGCUUUUGUAAUCAGCGAGACGGAGUCUAGUUGAUUUGUUCUGUUCAGGCAACUAUAAAGUUUGGCUGUUUCGUUUGGUCGUAGGCGAAGUUUAUUUCUGAUUGUAGGUAUACAAUGACUACUUUCUUAUCUCUGGGCUGAUUGUUUUGGAGAAAGGAUGUUGCACAGACGAGUAUUAACUGCUGAUACGCCUUGGGGCCGCUAGUUUUGCCAUAAUCUGCAAAUUUUGACGAACACUUGGGAGCUGCAGUCUAUAAUAUCUGAAGUUUAUGGCCUUGUGACAUUUUUCACCUCUAUAUGUAAACACAGCCUAACGAUGGCCAUAUUUUUGUGAAACUCUUGAGCAUUUGAAAAUCUUGGUUCCUUGACUGCAAAAUUUGUACUAAGGGGUUAAAACAAUACUUAAGGGGUAGAAAUUUCAUUGUUUUUUUCCCUCUUAA